GCAUCCGAAAUCACAAUCAAUCCAGCCAGCGAGCCUGCGAGCGAACGAACCCUUCCUUCCCCGUCUUUUCCUUCCGCCUCACCAACCUCUCCUCUCGCCUCGCCUCGCCUCGCUCCGGAUUUCGCCUCUCGAUUCUUCCGGAUACCGCCACCCCGCGCCGCCGCGGCCGCUGCCGCUGCCGCUGCUGCCAUCAUCGUCCUCAUCCGGAUUGCCGCCCGACCAAUCGCCAUUCGCUUCGCCCAACCACUCCAUCAUCGGUCGCGCCGCACUGGCUAAUCCAAUCUAAUCUGGUUUAUCCCGGUGUUUGUUUGUUUGUUGGGGGGUCGCUGUGCAAUUUUGACGCGGUCUGGGUCUGUUGUUUCUGGGCUGAAUCCGAGCUAGUGAUCUGCGGCGAGGGCGAGGGUUGCGGGGUGUGUUUGUGUGGGAUUGAUUAGUAGAUCCGUGCGGCGGGCGGGCUCGCUCGUCGGAUGUGUGGAUCCAGGCGAGGGGAGGUGAGGUGAGGUGAGGCCCGGACGGCGAGCGAUGCCGGGCGUCGGCGUGAAGAUCUACAGCGUGUUCUUCAAGCUCCUCCUCCGCCACAAGCUCCAGUCGCUCGCGGCGGCGGGAGGAGGGGAGGCCGCCGCCGCGGACGCCGUGGCUUUCGGGGUCUCCUGCCGCUCGGACGAGGCCACGGCGCCGUCGAACCCGACGUUCUCCGCGGCCGACGGCGUCGCCUCCAAGGACCUCCACAUCGACCCCAACUCCUCCCUCUCCGUCCGCAUCUUCCUCCCCACCCCGCCGCCGCACCUGCACAGCCUCGGCCUCCGCCCACGGCGCGCCAGCGAGCCCCCGCCUGCCACCGGCGCGCCCUACAGGGGAUACCUGCCGCACGCGGUCUCCUCCCCGCGCGCCGCGGCCUCCGCGCGACGGAGGCUGCCCAUCGUCGUCCAGUUCCACGGCGGGGGGUUCGUGUCCGGGAGCAGCAGCUCCGCCGCCAACGACGCCUUCUGCAGGAGGGUUGCCAAGCUAUGCGACGCCAUCGUCGUCGCCGUGGGCUACAGGCUCGCGCCGGAGAGCCGCUAUCCUGCGGCGUUUGAUGAUGGGGUAAGGGUGCUCAGGUGGAUCGCCAAGCAAGCGAAUCUCGCCAUGAUGAGCAAGGUUGGGGGCGGGGUGGACACAUUCGGUGCCUCUACUGUCGAGCCGUGGAUUGCCGCCCAUGGUGAUCCUGCAAGAUGUGUACUACUUGGUGUAAGCUGUGGUGCCAAUAUUGCUAAUUUUGUCACUCGGAAGGCAGUGGAAGAUGGAAAGCUAUUUGACCCUAUCAAGGUUGUUGCACAGGUUCUGAUGUACCCAUUCUUCAUAGGGAGUGUUCCAACACACUCGGAAAUAAGGCUCGCAAACUCGUACUUCUAUGACAAGUCAACAUGUAUACUUGCCUGGAGAUUAUUUUUAUCAGAGAAGGAGUUCAGCCUGGAUCAUCCUGCUGCCAACCCUCUGGCUCCUGAUAGAGGAGGGCCACCGCUGAAAUGCAUGCCCCCAACCUUGACAGUCAUUGCGGAACAUGACUGGAUGAGGGAUCGAGCGAUUGCUUACUCGGAGGAGCUCCGCAAGGUGAAUGUCGAUGCACCUGUCCUCGACUACAAGGAUACAGUUCAUGAGUUUGCAACCCUCGAUGUGUUCCUCAAGACACCGCAGGCCCAGGCCUGCGCCGAGGACAUUGCCAUAUGGAUGAAGAAAUACAUAUCCCUCCGAGGACAUGAGUUCUCGUACUAGUUGUAGAAAAUAUAUCAGAAAUGUGAAAUAGACUUACGGGAAAGCAUCAACAUGUUCUUUUUCACCUGGUAAUGGGAGGAACUGCAAAGCGGAGGCGAGGAACCUGUUAGCCUAAUGUGAGUACUGGGUAAUUUUUUUCCCAAUUUAUUGAUGGUCUUUGUGACAGAAAAUGUAGUGUGCAAAUUGUAGACCGAACUCAAAGACGAUGCUCUCCCACCUGUAGAGCUCAAUUCUUUCAUUUCUUUUGUACCCUUUGUGUAAUAUGAAAUUGUUGGGGCUUGAAUUUACCAUUUUUGAGAAGGCAAA
Messenger RNA from Oryza brachyantha (malo sina), 2058 nucleotides. Its product is annotated as probable carboxylesterase 16. Gene Ontology annotation, molecular function: hydrolase activity. The transcript has 2 exons. NCBI's taxonomy places the organism in Eukaryota, Viridiplantae, Streptophyta, Magnoliopsida, Poales, Poaceae. The coding region runs from base 523 to 1752 and encodes 409 amino acids. The record is from RefSeq and is a predicted model, not a curated record.